Molecule: messenger RNA, 817 nt
Organism: Dryobates pubescens (Downy woodpecker)
Lineage: Eukaryota; Metazoa; Chordata; Aves; Piciformes; Picidae
Product: ovomucoid-like
Exons: 8
Coding region: 209-817 (202 amino acids)
Molecular function (GO): protein binding; serine-type endopeptidase inhibitor activity
Source: RefSeq, a predicted model, not a curated record
AUCUCUCUAACAAACAAGUAUUCUUUAGAGCUCAACUCAAUAACCAAUAUAGUUUUCUUAGUUUACAGAGCAAAUAAUUACUUUCUGUGGUGACUUCACAAGCUCGGGGAGAUGUGUAUAUAUAGUGCGGGGUGAGAAGGCUGAGAGCCAUCCACUGAGCUCAGCAGCAACAGAUUUGCAAGUAACAAGCUACGCAGCCAUCUCUGCCAUGAAGAAAACAGGGAGCAUCGCCCUUCUUGGGCUCAUGCUUCUCGGCUGCCUUUCUGAUAUUGCUGCUGCUCAGCUCCAGAUUUUUAACAAUGCUGUUGGUCAGAUCCAGCAGUUCUCCUGUGAUGUAUACCGGAUGUCUGGGGGCAUGCUUGCUGCCUGUCCCCGCAACUAUGAACCUGUCUGUGGCACCGAUGAGGUGACCUACCCCAACGAGUGUUCCCUCUGCACAGAAAACCUCCGUAACCGAGACGUCACCAAGAAGCAUGAUGGACAAUGUGUUAGUCAGGUUGACUGUACUGGAUAUGUGAGAUCUGUCGGUGGUCUCAUGAUGCCCUGCACCAUGGAAUACACACCCAUCUGUGGCACUGAUGGAAUUACCUACUCAAACAAAUGCCACUUCUGCAAUGCUGUGGCGAACGGACUGAACUUAAACGUGCGUCACCGGGGAACAUGCUCUCAGGGUUCCAACAACGCAGGGAUUGACUGCAGUGAGUUCUCGCUUAGCAAUCUCAUCUGCCCACUCAACUUUGACCCCCUGUGCGGAUCCGAUGGCAAAACCUAUGGAAACAAGUGCCAGUUCUGCGAAGCAUUUGCAUUUAAACUGUGA